Ichthyophthirius multifiliis is the source of this 1293-nucleotide messenger RNA. Its product is annotated as kinesin family protein, putative. Gene Ontology annotation, biological process: microtubule depolymerization; mitotic sister chromatid segregation; microtubule-based movement. Gene Ontology annotation, molecular function: plus-end-directed microtubule motor activity; ATP hydrolysis activity; microtubule binding. The record is from RefSeq and is a predicted model, not a curated record. The transcript has 2 exons. Gene Ontology annotation, cellular component: mitotic spindle astral microtubule; kinesin complex; mitotic spindle midzone. Lineage: Eukaryota; Ciliophora; Oligohymenophorea; Hymenostomatida.
AUGCAAGAAGAAGAAGAUAACUAAAAAAAUAGAAAUUUUCAAGUAUGUGUUAGAAUAAGACCUUCUAAUUAAAAAGAAAAUUAAAGAAAAUUCUUAUAUUGUACCGAAGAUACAGUAAAAAAAUAAAAAAAAUAAAAAAAAAAAACUAAAAAUAAUAAGAUAACUUUACAAAACUUAACCCACUAAAAAUUAAAAAACUAAUAAAAAACUUUUAAUUUUGACUAUGUGUUUGACGAAAAUAUUCAAACAGACUUUUUAUUCGAAAAGGCAAUAUAGCCUUCUAUAUAAAAUAUUUUAAAUGGUUACAAUUAUACAAUAUUUGCUUAUGGACCAACAAGUACUGGAAAAUCUCACACAAUUUUUGGGAAUUUUUAACAAGAAGGAAUAACUUUUUUAAUUAUAAGAUAACUUUUUUAAAAUAAUAUAGGGAAAUUUAAAUUUAGUUAUUUACAAAUAUAUAAUGAAAAUAUAAAAGAUUUAAUUCCUUAAAAAAAUUAUUCAUAUGAAUAAUCUCUUAUGAUAAUCGAAGAUCCUUCUAAAGGUGUUUUUGUACCCGAUUUAAGUGAAUAUAUAAUAGAAAAUGAGGAAAAUGUCAAAAAUUUAAUUUUUUUGGGAAAUAAAAGAAGAACAAUGGCAUCGACUUCUUAAAAUUAAUUUUCUUCAAGAUCACAUGCUAUUAUAUAAAUAAGUGAUUUAUAAAAGGGAACAAAAAUUACAAUUAUAGAUUUAGCAGGAAGUGAAAAAAAUGAAAAAAACUAAUAAAUGUAAACUGCAGAAGGUUCCAAUAUAAAUAAAAGUUUAUUAGCUUUAGGAAAUUGCAUUAAUUUGUUAUCUGAUUGUAAUAAAAAAGGAUGUUUUGUACCCUAUAGAGAUUCUAAAUUGACUCGGCUUUUGAAAGAUUCUUUGGGAGGAAAUACUAGGAACAUUAUUAUUUCUUGUAUUAGUGGAAAUUAUAUGAGUUAUUAGGAAACUAUUAAUACUUUAAAAUAUGUGGAAAGGGCCAGAAAUAUUUAAAAAAAUGUAGUAGUAGUUUAAGAGAAUAAAAUUAAUUUAAUACCUUUUGAAGAAUAAGAGGAAGAGUUGAUUAAAUAAGAAAUUCGAAAUUUGAAACAAUAAUAUAUUUAUUUUGAAAAAUAACCGUUUUUAUCAAGUAAAAAUAUUAACUUGAAUACUUCUAUUGAUUUUUUAGAUAAUAAAUGUAAAAAUUAUUAUAUAUUAAUUAAAAAAAUAAAAAAUAUAAUUAAUUAUAUUAUAUGUAUAAAUAUAUAUUAAAUAUAGGUAAUGAUAAAUUGA